Linnemannia hyalina is the source of this 2274-nucleotide messenger RNA. The record is from the annotation of a GenBank genome assembly. NCBI's taxonomy places the organism in Eukaryota, Fungi, Mortierellomycota, Mortierellomycetes, Mortierellales, Mortierellaceae.
AUGGCAAACACUGCUGGCCCGUCCUCAUCCACAAGGCAGUCGGCCCCCUCCCACAAACCCCAGCCCGGCUCUUCCACAACCGAUAAUGACCGCAUCCCCACCGCCGAUGCCCUCUUCGAGGCCCUGGCAAGCCAGAGCCACAACCACACCACCACCGCCGCCACACUCACCCCCUCCGCCAUCCACGACGAUGACUCUGCUAUCCCCUUCUUUGACCAACAGCCCCACGACAACAACCUACCUUCAAAUAUAGAUAACCCGCUCAUGGUCCACGUUCAACAGCUGCCAACCCCAAGGACCUCCUUCUCCUCCGGGGCCUCGUCCCCGCCAGAAAACUUUUCGCCCGGCUCGCACUCUUCCAACAACCACAACCAUGGUCAUACCCAUAGCCACAGCCAGCAUCUCCACAACACCUAUCAAUUCGCUAGCCUCACUCCAACUUCGCUAGCUUCUUCUACCGUCUCUUCGACCUCUUCAACACCGGCACCCACGUUUCAGAGCACUUUUGCUUCCUCCUCUUCUUCUUCCGCCGGUUCUGCCUCUGGUUCCGGCCCCAUCGCUUCCUCAGCCUUGCCUCUCGCAAAGUCCCCUUUGUCUGUGAGCCACCUCUACCAGCCUCAGACCUACCCAGCCUUGCGCUCAACCUCGCCUGCCCUGAACCCGACCAUUGGGCCUUCUCUUUAUGACGCAACCAGCGCUUCAUCAUUAGCUUCGUUAGCUUCUGCGUCUGCCACCACCACCACCACCACCUACAAUACCCAGUACACAGGAUCCAGCAGUCAUGCCAUUGGCACCUCGAGCGUUCUCGGCGGUCGCUGGCCAGCACAGAGCCAGCAGCCCUUGUACGAUCAGCAACCCUCGUACCACCACCAACAACAGCAGCACCAACACCAAUACCAGCAGGAGCACAUGUACUUUGAGGACGACGAAAAAGAGCUUCAAAAGAAGCAGAACCGAUCGGCACUCAUUGGCGUCGCUGCCUAUCUUCCCCCAGCCUUGAACCAAGGACUGAGCAAGGUGGUUCAAUCGGCUCAGGCGGUCGUUUCCUCCAAUGGACGCAAGCUCUCGUUGCCCUCGAGUCGGCCUUUGGACGGAGUUUCAUCGUCAGGAUUCUCUGCUGGAACCAGCGCUAGUGUGGACCCAAGCUCGCUCCGCGGCAUGACCAUGAAGUUUUACAAGGCUUCCAAGUUGCCCGGUCUUUGUCUGCUCUGGUACCUUUCCUCGGCCGUCACCAACAACAUUGGAAAGCAGAUUAUGAACCAGUUCCGAUACCCCAUCACCUUGACCUUUGUCCAGUUCGUGUUUGUGUCCUUUUUCUGUUUUUUGCUCGGCACAGGAUUCAGGAUGACCACGAUCCGCCGACCCACUAUGGGCAUUAUCCAAAUGACCGCCCCGCUGGUCGGGUUCCAGGUUGUUGGACAUGUCUUUUCCAGUUUUGCCAUCAGUCGAGUCCCAUUGAGUGUCGUCCAUACCAUCAAGGCAUUGUCACCGCUCUUCACUGUCGUCUUUUACCGUGUCAUUUUGGGCACAACCUACAGCAGGGAUGUCUACAUCUCCCUCGUUCCUUUGACAGCAGGUGUCAUGUUAGCUUGCAGACUGUCGCUCGAAUUCAACAACCUUGUCGGCCUCGUCUGUGCGCUGGCAUCGAUGUUGGUCUUUGUGACCCAGAACGUUUUCACCAAAAAGAUUCUCUUCAGCAACAAGGCCAAGCAACAGCAACUGGGCAACAAAGAAGGAACCAAUCAGGAUGACGACGACAUCGGAUCCAGCAACGCCCAAAAGCUCGACAAGAUCAACAUUCUUUUUUACUCGUCGACCAUGGCUGCGAUCUGCAUGAUCCCCAUUUGGUUAUACGCUGAGGGACUGGGACUCAUGUUCCCGGACGAAUCGGCAGCCUACCACCACGCCUCGGGCCAUUCUUCUGGAUUCUGGGGUGUCUCCUGGCUGUUGUUCCUGAACGGCGUCUCGCACUUUUUCCAGAACAUCUUUGCCUUCUCGGUCUUGGCGCUCACCUCUCCAGUGACGUACUCGAUUGCGUCGUUGAUCAAGCGUAUUGUAGUCAUUGUGGCCAGUAUUGUGUACUUCCACCAGACUUUGGGCACGACGCAGUGGACGGGAGUCUGCCUGACCUUCUGGGGUUUGUGGCUGUACAACUCUGCCAAGAAUGCGGCCAAGGUUCAUCCAUCAGGCGGUAUUCUGAGCAGCACGUCCGUCGGCCGCCGUGUCAGCCGGAACUUUGGCGGAGGUUCCGGCAAGGGAGGCUUCAUCGCUUAG